AUGUAUACUUCUAACGCGAUUCUUGCUGCUUUCCUCGUCGCUUCGACAGCCGUUGCGCAAACGUUGCCACCGUCUCCAACCGCAUCUGUGGGGUGUCAUCCUCAUGGUGAUCAUUGGCAUUGUGAUGGGCCAGCUUCAAGCACCGCCUCUGUAACUAUAUCCAGCACUCACAAUAACAAAACCUCCAAAACCCUUGCGCCAAGUCCUACGGAGUCUAUCGGUUGCGAACCUCACGGAGAUCAUUGGCAUUGUGAUGCUCCCGCAUCGGCGACUGCCUCGGCUACAACCUCUGUGACUAGCGAGCAUCAUGACGAGGAAACUGGUAGCCUGGCACCUAGCCCAACAGAGUCGGUUGGUUGUGAGCCGCACGGGGACCACUGGCACUGCGAUGGGCCUGCUGUGGCCGAAACUACAUCUUCCACCCAACCUAUAGAAACAGCUGGCGUUGGAAAAGUAGAAGUUGGUAGCAUUGCGAUGCUAGGAGGUUUACUCGCUGUUGCAGGAAUGGGUUUCUGA
Molecule: messenger RNA, 516 nt
Organism: Daldinia vernicosa
Lineage: Eukaryota; Fungi; Ascomycota; Sordariomycetes; Xylariales; Hypoxylaceae
Exons: 2
Coding region: 1-516 (171 amino acids)
Source: RefSeq, a predicted model, not a curated record